Molecule: messenger RNA, 4996 nt
Organism: Antechinus flavipes (yellow-footed antechinus)
Lineage: Eukaryota; Metazoa; Chordata; Mammalia; Dasyuromorphia; Dasyuridae
Product: interferon-induced protein with tetratricopeptide repeats 1B-like
Exons: 2
Coding region: 94-1557 (487 amino acids)
Biological process (GO): defense response to virus
Cellular component (GO): cytosol
Molecular function (GO): RNA binding; protein binding
Source: RefSeq, a predicted model, not a curated record
ACAGCCUAAAAGAAGCAAAGCCGGCUUCUGAAGAGGGAAUUCGUCUCUUUAACAUCCUUAAAGAAACUCAAAAGAAAUAACAAGGAAUCAAUUAUGAGUGAGAUAUCUGAGAGGAAUGCUAUGAUGGAUGCCCUGCUCCAGCUGAGAUGCCACUUCACAUGGGAUUUAAUGAGAGAAGACAUAGACUUGCCUGAUUUAGAAAACAGGAUUCUGGAAGAAAUUAAUUUCCUAGACACGAAGUCCAAUGUGGGAAUUCACAAUACAUUAGCUUACAUAAAGCAUGUGAGAGGUCAAAAUGAGGAGGCUCUGAAAAUCUUGACAGAAACUGAAGCAUUGAUCCAACAGUUUCAUAAUGAUCAAGCAGAAAUAAAAAGCUUUGUGACCUGGGGAAACUAUGCUUGGAUCUAUUAUCACAUGAACAGACUGCCUGAAGCCCAGACUUACCUAGACAGGGUAGAGGCAAGUUGUAAGAAGCUUUCAAGUCCUUUCCGCUAUAAAGUGGAACUUGCAGAAAUUGACUGUGAAGAAGGGUGGGCACUGCUCAAGUUUACACGGACAUAUUAUGAAAGGGCCAAAGCUUGUUUCCAAAAGGCUCUGGAAUCAGAGCCUGAGAACCCUGAAUUCAACACUGGAUUUGCAAUCACCAUGUUUCGCCUGGACAGUCCUGUCAAACAACAGUCUAGUAUUUCUCUAGAACCACUUAGACGGGCCGUCACUCUCAACCCAGAAGAUGCUUACAUUAAGGUUCUUCUUGCACUGAAGCUCCAGUCCCUUGAUGAAGAGGAAGAAGGAGAAAAGUACCUUGAAGAGGCUUUAAACAGUAACUCCUCACAGCCCUAUGUCCUUCGUUAUGCAGCUAAAUUUUACUGCAACAAAUUGUGCCUAGAUAAAGCUCUUGAACUCUACCAAACUGCUUUAGAGUCCACUCCAUCCUCAGCUAUCCUGCAUUACCAGAUCGGAUUGUGUUACAAGACAAAAAUGAAUCAAAUCAAGAAGGCUACCAACUAUCAUCCACGUGGCAAGGAUAGAGGAAAUCUUGAAAAAGCAAUUCAGUCAGCCAUAUUUUAUUUUGAAAAGACAAAAAAACUUAAUCCCACAUUGGAAGAUAGUUAUAUAGAACUAGGCAACAUGUAUACAGAAGCACGUGACUUCCAUGAAGCAGAAAAAAACUACCAGAAGGUGCUGAAUAAGAAGCAACUUAGAGAUUCUAUAAGACAAAAGAUCCAUUAUCACUAUGGCUGCUUUCUUCAGUUUCAUAGGAAGUCUGAGGCUGAUGCUCUCACCCAUUAUCUGGAAGGAAUAAAAAUAAACACAAAUAAUAACAUGUUAAAAAUAAAUCUUUGCACUGCUUUGGAGAAACUCUCUAAAAAGCGUCUUCAUCAAAACGAAUCAGAUGUGGAGAGUUUGAGUCUUCUGGGGUUCAUUCAUAAAAUGAAAGGAAAAUCAGGAGAAGCCAUAAAGUCCUAUGAGAAAGCCCUGGAGUUGGGCUCCUCCCUUUUGCUUUCUGGAACACCUCUUUUCUCUCCAGAUGCUACUCAAUCAUUAGCUUCUUUCUGAAGCCUUUCCAGAUCCCUUCAACUGCUUCUGUAUUCUUUACACUACUGAAACCUUGUGUUUACAGAGUUUAUAUUCAUUUGUGAUUAUCUCAUUCAUCUUCAUUUUGUAAGUUAUUUCAUAUUGACGUGUUGUCUACUAAAAUGCAAACUCCUUGAAAGUAAGGAUUAUUUCAUCCUUUGGAUUUGCAUCCCAAAUAUUUGGCACAAUGUUCAGGGUGCCUGAAACAUAGUAGAUGCCUAAUAAAUAAAUGUUUAUUGACUGACUGAGUGGUGACUAAUUGAUAAAUGGAUGGAUGGAUGACUAGGAUACUGGACAUAAAAGACUCCAUUAACAAUUCCAUGAUGGAUUUGCCUUUAAUGUAAAAUUCCAUUUGUGAAUUCAGUCUCAAAAUGUCAUAAAUGCCAGUGGCUGGUUUAGCUACUAAUGAACUGAAAGACAAUACUAUAGAAUGGAGAGAGAAUUAGUGUUGAAGUCAGAAUCAUUUCAAGUCCUACUUCUGACACACACUUAUUGUAUUACUCUGGUCAAAUAAUUUUACUUUGUGGUCUUUAGGCAAUUCAGGCUAAAGGUUGCAGUGAAAAUAUUUUAUUGAUUUGUGUUGGUAGAUGCAUGUUCCUCACCUGGCAAUCCCCUAUACCAAGGAAAUCCUAGGACCAGUGUUUUGUUUUUUCCUCAAUAGUAUUUUAUUUUUCCAAAUACAUGUAGAGAAUUUUCAACAUUCAUUUUUGUAAGAUUUUGUGUUUCAAAAUUUUUUCCUCUUCUUCCCUUUCCCUUCCUCCCCAGAACAGCAACCAAUUUGAUAUAGGUUAAAUAUGUGCAAUUCUGUUAAACAUAAUUCCAUAUUUGCACAUGGCAAAUAUGCAAGAAAAAUCAGACCAGACCAAAUGGGGAAAAAUCACAAGAAAGAAAAAGCAAACCAACAAAGGUGAAAAUACUAGGCUUUCUUUCAUAUCUAGUCUUCAUAGUUCUCUCUCGAAUACAGAUGGCAUUUUCUAUCCCAAGUGUAUUGGAUUACCUUGAAUCACUGCACCAAUGAGAGAGCCAAGUUCAUCACAGUCAUCCUUCACAAAAUCUUCUUGUUACUAUGUACAAUGUACUCCUGAUUUUGCUUACUUCACUCAAUAUCACUUCAUGUAAGUCUUUCCAAGCUUUUCUGAAAUCAGUCUAAGACCAGUAUUUAUCCAAUAGAACUACUUUCUCUAAAUACCAGAUCAUUUUUAUUAAUGUUUACUGAGUAUCAAAUGAAUAGGACAGUAAAAAGGAAAUAAGAUUUACAAAUGUAGGAACUGGGUUGAAACCCCAUCCAUGAGACAUGCAAGGGCCUUGCUGGGCCUUCCUCAGUGAAAUGAAAGUACUUAACAACUAGAUCUCGCAAGGCUCCUCUAGCUCCAAAGCUUUGGUUCUAUGAUGUCAAUAAAUUAAUGUUACAAAGUUCAAUGUUAUUAAUAAAUGACUACUCAACCAUAUUUUCAUGCCAUGUCUUCUCACUUCAUCUUCUGACUAGAAUAGAAAUACAGAAGUAGGAAUCUGAAUCCCAUCCCUUAGACCCUUGCGUUCUGACUGCUGAGUUUUCACUUUAUCUCAUUCCACUAAUUCCUAAUCACCUCCAUGCCAUGUUGAUAAACUUUUCCCACUCCCAGAAUCCUAACUCCCUACUUUCCACAUCUAGCUCUCAGGACAAUUCAUCAAAUCACCACCUUUCUUCCUGGAAAGGACAUUUCAUCUGGUGCCCCAAAACUCUAAAUUUGCAUUCCCUCUGACUUCAUGCAAAAUCCCUACCUAGCCUUAAUUCCCCAUAUAUAUUUUAUCUUCCACCAUAAGAAUGGAAGCACCCUGAGGACAAAGAUUUACCUGUUUUCUUUCUAUUUGUAACCUCAGUGUUUAACACAGAAUCAGCCAUGUAUAAGUACCUUGUAAAUACUUUUUUCUUUUUAAAUUUAUUCUAGCCCACCCCAGAGACAGAAUACUAUUCUUCAAACUGCUUCACGCCAUAUAUUCUAAAACCCAUCAACUUUCCUUUUUUUUUUUUGCUCCAGAAACAUUCAUUAAACUCCAAAUUAUCAUUAGUAAACUUGUCUUUGACUCAGACUUCCCCUUCUCAAGUUAUCCCUAAUUCCUUGUUCUUACAAAAAGUGUUUCUAUAUCCUGACCUUUCUCAACCCCUACUGGCUUUCAGAAGAUGGUAGGUGACAAUAUUCUUGGUCACCAGCCACCAUCAUUACUAUGGGGUAUGACUUUUCUCUUGCCCCAUUCUACUAUACACUUGAACAGAAAAAAAAAAAAAAAAAAACAGAAAGAGUUGGUAGCCUACUUGUUUGUUAGUGUCCCUUACAGACUCUUCUUCUGUCAUCAUACAAAAUUUAUCUUCCUUUGAAAAUCACUUCAUACAUGUCCAUUGCUCUAACUAAAUGUUGGUGGCUGCUUUUUAUAUGUUUCCUAUAUCAAUCCCAUCAUGCUUUCUCCAUUCUCAGGGAUUUCAGGAGUAACUCACAAGUUUCCUUCCUACACUAAUUUCUUCAUAUCGGUACUCCUAGAGAGAUAAUGAUAUCCUUUUCAAAUAUUUUGCCUCCGCAUAGUAAAUUUCCAUAAAAGUAUCUCCAGCUAAGUGGACAUAUGUAACCCCCUAUCCCCUCUUUGAUAUUCUAUAAACUGCAAUAACUCCCUAAUGGUUUCCAGGUUAAAAUAAAAAAAUACUUUUUAUUAGCUUUAAAAACAAAAUCUUUAUGAAAUGCCACCAACCUGUCUCUUCAGGCACACUGGAUCUUCCUCCUUUUCCCUUGUACUUCUAUCUAGUCCAAUCACUUUUCUGUUCUCCUCACUUGGUUUCUGUUAUUUCCUUCAUCUGAACUGGUCAUGUCCCAUGUCUGAAAAUCCCUCCCUCCUUCCUUCUACUUCAUAGAAACCGUUUCUUCCUCUAAGGUAUAGCCACCUUGAAGCACCACCAAGAAGCCAUUCGGAUCUCUUCAGCUAAUUAGGACCCGCUUAGUUGUUGCUGUUGUUGAGUCAUUUUCAGUCAUGUCCUAGUCUUUGUGACCCCAUUUGAGGUUUUCUUGGCAGAGAUAAUAGGAUGGUGUGCCAAUCGCUUCUCCAGAUCAUUUACAGAUUAGGAAACUGAGGUAAACAGGUUUUAGUGACUUGCCCAGAGUCACCCAACUACUAUAUGUCUGAAGUUGGAUAUGAAGUUAUGAGCCUUCCAGACUCUUGGCCCAAUCCUAUGUACUAUGGUGCCCCCUAGCUGCCUAUUAAGACCCACCAUUUCUAAUUAUCUUGUCCUUAAUGUUUAUUUAUUUACUUUAUAUUUGUUCUAUAUUUACAUGUACUUGUUUCUCCCAUUAAAAAUCAAACUCUGUGAAAUCAGUUCUCUUAUUUGUGUUCUCAUUGCCUAACAACGUGCCCAGCACAAAACAUGUACUUAAUAAAUGUCUAUUGAUUAAUUAAA